AUUAUUCUUCAUUCGCAAAUCGUUUAUCCCAAACAUUCUUUUCCCAAUUUUAUCAGGUUUAAGAUAAAUUUAACCAUCAAAACACACUUUCAUUAUGGCUUUGGCAAUGCAGAAAAGGAACAAUGUGCGAUUACCUCCUGAGGUGAACCGGGUAUUGUAUGUGCGUAAUCUCCCCUACAAGAUCACCUCCGAUGAAAUGUACGAUAUUUUCGGGAAAUAUGGAGCCAUUCGGCAGAUAAGAGUGGGCAAUACACCGGAAACUCGUGGAACUGCCUUCGUCGUUUAUGAGGACAUCUUCGAUGCCAAGAACGCCUGUGACCAUUUGUCUGGGUUUAACGUGUGUAACCGGUACCUGGUCGUGCUGUACUACCAAUCGACGAAGGCCUUCAAACGAUUGGAUGUUGACAAGAAGCAAGAGGAACUGGACCAGAUGAAGGCUAAGUAUAAUAUCAAUUCGGACGAUUUGCGGAAAUAGAUACGUAGCGUAACAUAUUCUCAACUAAGAUAGAUAUGUGUAAGUUGUAUUACAAUAUAAAUUAACUAAAAAUACAAUAUCAUUUAAGGA
This is a messenger RNA of Ochlerotatus camptorhynchus, 565 nucleotides long. It is a transcript of the gene Sf3b6, whose product is annotated as splicing factor 3b subunit 6. The record is from RefSeq and is a predicted model, not a curated record. Bases 95 to 475 code for a protein of 126 amino acids. The transcript has 3 exons. Gene Ontology annotation, molecular function: mRNA binding. Lineage: Eukaryota; Metazoa; Arthropoda; Insecta; Diptera; Culicidae. Gene Ontology annotation, cellular component: cytoplasm; nucleus.